UAUUAUUCUAAACUCAACUCUCAAACUGAAUCUGUGUUAGUUAAAAUGUUUUUUAUUAAUUUUUUCACAAAAUAUAUUCAAUGAAAAUUAUUUUUUUUAUUAUAUUUAUAAAUAUGAUAAUUGAGUUGAUAUUAACUUUAUAUAAAUAUAAAAAUAUUUUGUGUAAUGGAAUGCUGCUAGUUAACUCUAAUAAAUUACUGAGUUUAUGAACCCAAAUCGGCCCUAUUAGGCAUUUUCUUUUAAUCAAAUCAGUUAAGAAAUUGCCUCCAAACAUCCUCUUACUUUUACUUUGUCGUCAAUUUUCCGCUCUUUCUCAUCUCCUUUACUCAACCAAGAAGAAAGAGUCGCUUUGUUUUUCGAUCAGACCAAACAAUACCGCUGCAUUUCCACCAAGAAUGGAGUACGAUUUCAGAAAACGAACCGCGCCACCGUACGAUUCCAACACGCCGUCGUACGGCCGGGCUCCCUCCACCGCUGCCGCGUCAUCGGCCGCCGCUUCUCAUCCGGUCUACGGUCAACAAUCUUUACUCUACCCAAAGAUCGGCAGCUCCGGCCCUCAGUCAGCCACCCCGCAUGUCCGCAACGCCCCGUUUCACCACGCGCCACUUCCCCCUUCUAAUUCUGGGAUCGGGAUUAGGGUUGCUAUCAAACCUGAAUAUAGAAUUACUCCACCGCCCCCAUUGCUGCCACAUCUAGGAGAGAUUCCGCGCAGCAAUUUCCACUUUGACUUCGAAUUCGAGAGGAAUGUACUGACGGAAGCAGUUAAGGAAAACCCCAACUGGGGUAGGCUUGGAAUCGACAAUGCUCCACCAAAGGCAAAUGAGCCAACACCAUCUUAUGGUCCGGCUGCGGAUCCCGUGGUGAGCAAAUACAUAGCAGCAGGUCUCAGCAGAGAGGCUGUGCCGCUUGCAGUUGCAAAUUAUGGAGACAAUCCCUCUAAGGUUAAGGAAUUCGCCAACGGAUUUACCCUUCUGCGAGAAAUGGGAUUCUCAUCCAACAACGUCGCUGAGGCCUUAAUCAUGUACGACAAUGACACGGACAAGGCAUUGGCUCAACUUAUCAAUGCUCCAUCUUGAAUAAAACUAUAUCAGAUGUUUGAUCAACAUGAAUUUGUUUGUCGUUGUAAAGAGUUCUCUGCAAAGAUAUUCUAUGAUGGUAUACACAUUUAGUAUGAGUGAUGACAAGGAGCAACCACCAUUAUCUUUC
Molecule: messenger RNA, 1206 nt
Organism: Salvia miltiorrhiza (redroot sage)
Lineage: Eukaryota; Viridiplantae; Streptophyta; Magnoliopsida; Lamiales; Lamiaceae
Exons: 5
Coding region: 396-1076 (226 amino acids)
Biological process (GO): ubiquitin-dependent protein catabolic process via the multivesicular body sorting pathway
Cellular component (GO): ESCRT I complex
Molecular function (GO): ubiquitin binding
Source: RefSeq, a predicted model, not a curated record